UGCAGCGGUAGUGGGGGAUCCGCGGUACUUUCUACAACCUCCAGUCAGUCCGCAAUGGUUCGUCUGACUGUUGCUCUCGUCUGUGCGUUGUGUCCUCUGCUGGCCGUCCAUGGCGCGGACCCUGGCUGCUCGGUAGAUGAUAAAACGUUCCAGGUUGGGGAACAGUACGACGUUCCCGGUCACUGCUCCUACAAUGUCUGCAAAGGUGACAACGUGUGGACUCAGGCUGCAUGCGGUGCCAUUGGAAUUCCUAAUCGUUGGGGCCAUAUCCCAGAGGACCCAACCAAGCCAUUCCCCAAGUGUUGUGGACGUGCCGUUCCUCCACACAGUAUCGUCCCAGAUCUGCUGGACGAUCUUCAGUGGAGUGACAUCCUGGAAAUAUCCUACGAUAGUGGGGUCAAAGCGGAUCUUGGUAACGAGCUGACUCCGACCCAAGUGAAGAACCAACCGCAAGUCAACUACACAGCGAAACCAACAGAUUUGUACAUGUUGGCGAUGGUGGAUCCUGACGCUCCAAGUCGUACAGAUCCCAAAUUUAGAUCUUUCAAGCACUGGCUGGUGGGCAACAUCCAAGGCAGUGAUAUUUCUACUGGGGAAGUCUUGGCUGAAUAUGUCGGUUCUGGACCACCACAAGGGACUGGUCUUCACAGAUACGUCUUCUUGCUCUUCAAGCAGCCUGGGAAACUCGAAUUCGAUGAACCAAGAGUGCCGAAGACCUCUGCUGACAAUCGCCGUUCAUUCUCAAUCCAAGAUUUUGCGAAAAAAUAUAAGUUAGGUAGUCCCGUAGCUAUAAAUUUAUACCAAGCUCAGUAUGAUGACUAUGUGCCAGUUGUUCACGCGCAACUAGGAUUCAAAGCUGAUUGAUGUAUUGAAGUAUUAUUGAAUAUUGUGACAGUGGUGUUUCCCAUCAACACUAAUUUUUGUAUCGUUCUAUCAAUAAACAUGUUUUCGUUUUAUUGGUCUAGUGUGUUCUUAGUAAUGUUAUGUAAUAACUGGUAGUUACUUGGAUAGCAUCAAGGUGUACCAAUUAUUCUUCAAGGGUUUCCAAGAAAGAAACACAAGGUAAUUAGAA
Messenger RNA from Homalodisca vitripennis (glassy-winged sharpshooter), 1072 nucleotides. Its product is annotated as protein D1-like. The record is from RefSeq and is a predicted model, not a curated record. NCBI's taxonomy places the organism in Eukaryota, Metazoa, Arthropoda, Insecta, Hemiptera, Cicadellidae. The transcript is spliced from 3 exons. The coding region runs from base 55 to 864 and encodes 269 amino acids.